AUGUCUCUCGUGAAUCAAAUGCUUGGCCAAGGAGCAGUGGCGGAUUUAUGUUUGUGGAAAAACAAGAUAAAAUCAGGCAUCACACUUGUAAUGGCCACAUUUAUCUGGUUCUUAUUGGAGAUCAUGGAGACUCGAUUUGUACCUUUUCUAUGUUCAAUCUUAUUACUCUUGAUGCUUCUUCUCUUCUUCUGGGUCAAGUUUGGACAACUCAUUUUCACUAGGAGACCUCUCACCCCUGAAGAAAUCAAACUAGAAAAUUCUCCAGUUAGAGUCUUAUUUUCAAAGAUCGAAGGCCUUUUCUUGAUGCUUUACGAGAUUUCAUAUGGGGAAGACAUCAAAACCUUUCUCUCGGCCAUCCUUUAUGUGGCUAUCGUAGACACCGUUGGGAGCUACAUCAACCUCCUCACAAUGUUGUAUAUAUGCUUGGUUUGCUCGAUGACAAUUCCAGUUUUGUACCUGCAAUUUCAAGAGGUUAUUGACAAUUUCAUUAGGAAGGUAUCGGAAGAGAAGAACAAGUUACUUGAAGUACUUAAAUCUAAUGUUCUCAAUAAUAUUCCUAGGGCCACCAAGGAGGAGUAG
Messenger RNA from Raphanus sativus (radish), 579 nucleotides. Its product is annotated as reticulon-like protein B15. The transcript is spliced from 5 exons. The record is from RefSeq and is a predicted model, not a curated record. NCBI's taxonomy places the organism in Eukaryota, Viridiplantae, Streptophyta, Magnoliopsida, Brassicales, Brassicaceae. Bases 1 to 579 code for a protein of 192 amino acids.